Molecule: messenger RNA, 3256 nt
Organism: Chlamydomonas reinhardtii
Lineage: Eukaryota; Viridiplantae; Chlorophyta; Chlorophyceae; Chlamydomonadales; Chlamydomonadaceae
Exons: 6
Coding region: 343-2322 (659 amino acids)
Molecular function (GO): protein binding
Source: RefSeq, a predicted model, not a curated record
GCCCUGCAAAGGAUUACGGCACGCAAGGAAGCGCCACACGCGUGGGGAGUUCCGACGCCAGCUGCCCAGCUUCCGACGACGAUACGGCACCAACCUUUCUCGUUUCCCACCCUGGCCCAAUAUCGUGCGCAAUCCAACAGAAGUUGAUGCCAAGAGCAACAUAUAUUUGUUAAAAACGCACAGGGGACCGAACGAGGUCAGGCAGCCCUCACACCAAGUUGACGAUAUCACGAUUCCUCGCUGCGUUGAGGCUUGUUUGCCUCGAAUCGCAUAAGCGAGCUUGGCAGGAGCACCACUACCGAUCGACACGCUCGUAGCGCACGCUCGAGCGCAAUUGCAAGCAUGCGCAGCUCUAUGCGCACGCCCGCGGCGAUGCUCGCGUUCGUAGCGUUUGUCGCAGCUACAGCGAUAGGUGGCGCGAUGGCGACCGGCGACCCCAAGCACAACGACGACUGCGUGUGCACCACGCUGUGGGCGCCCGUGUGUGCCGACGGCAAGACCUACGGCAAUGCCUGCGAGGCAGCGUGUGCGCGCAAGGCCGUCAACUACCAGGGCCCUUGCGCCGACCCCUCCGGCUGUGCCGCGGUCAUGUGCACCGAGGAAUACAAGCCCGUGUGCGGCAACGACAACGUCACCUACAGCAACCAGUGCAAUGCGGAGUGCACGGGAGUAUACAUCCAGUAUGAGGGCGAGUGCGGAUCUCCUGUCAAGCCCAUCGGCGAUGACACCUUCCCCACGUGCCCGCCCGCUGGCCCCGGAGUGCAGUGCCUGGUCGACCCCUGCAGCGUGGUCCGUCAGGCCGGCAGCACCGUCUCCGCCUCCCGCGCAGUCUGCGCCUCCGCACCCUCGGCCGUCUGCCACUCCAACUACUGCGCCGAGGCGGUCUACCGCGGCACGCCGCUGGCCCCCUGCACCGCCGUGUGGGUGGACCCCAACACGGGUGACAUCGUAAAGUGCGACGACAGCGUUCACGCCGGUGGCGGUGUGGGCAGCGGUGGCAGCGGCAGCACCGGCGGCGGCGGUCCUACCGAGGGCGGCGAGCAGCCGGCCGACUGCGUAUGCCCGUUCAUCUACGCGCCCGUGUGUGCCAAGAAGAACGGCAAGCUGUCAACUUACUCCAACGCCUGUACGGCCAGGUGUGACGGCGCCCGGGUCAAGUACCAGGGCGCCUGCGCCGACGCCAGCGGCUGCGCCGCCGUCACCUGCCCGGCGCCUUCCGAUGAUCCUAAGGCCGACCUCGUGUGCGGCAACGACGACGUGGAGUACCCCAAUGAGUGCCUCGCCUCCUGCACUGGUGUGACUUUCCGCAAGGGCGCCUGCGGCGGCAGCAGCAGCGGCGGUGGCAGCGGCAGCGGAGACGGCGAGUCCGGCGAGGAGACUGAGCAGCAGUUGCCGACUGGCGUGUGCGCGUGCAACAAGAUGCUCGCGCCCGUGUGCGGCAAGAAGGACGGCAGACUCACCACUUACUCCAAUGAGUGCAUGGCUACGUGUGACGGCGCCUCUGUCGCCUACGAGGGCCGCUGCGCCGACGCCAGCGGCUGCGCCGCCGUCACCUGCCCCGCGCCUUCCGAUGAUCCCGAGGUUGCCAAGGCCGACCUCGUGUGCGGCAACGACGGCGUGGAGUACCCCAAUGAGUGCCUUGCCUCCUGCACCGGCGUGAGUUUCCGCAAGGGCGCCUGCGGCAGCAGCAGCGGCGGUGGCAGCGGCAGCGGAGACGGCGAGUCCGGCGAGGAGACUGAGCAGCAGUUGCCGACUGGCGUGUGCGCGUGCAACAAGAUGCUCGCGCCCGUGUGCGGCAAGAAGGACGGCAAACUCACCACUUACUCAAAUGAGUGCAUGGCUACGUGUGGCGGUGCUUCCGUCGCCUACGAGGGGCGCUGCGCCGACGCCAGCGGCUGCGCCGCCGUCACCUGCCCCGCGCCUUCCGAUGAUCCCGAGGUUGCCAAGGCCGACCUCGUGUGCGGCAACGACGGCGUGGAGUACCACAAUGAGUGCCUCGCCUCCUGCACCGGCGUGACCUUCCGCAAGGGCGCCUGCAAGGCGGCCGCCGACAGCGGCGCGGCCAAAGGCGGAAAGAAGGGUGGCCGCAAGCCCGGCCGCAACCCCGGCGGCCGACGCAUGAACCCGCCGCCUGCCGGCGGCAACAGCAACGGCAGCGGCGGCCCCAAGGGCAAAAUUGAUGCGUCCAAGUGUGAGGCGUGCGCCGGCGAGCCCCUGAGCCCAGUGUGUGGUGCCAAGUUUGGCAUCACCUACGGCAAUGGCUGUCUGGCGCGCUGCUCCGGCGAGACGCAGUACACCGAGGGCGAGUGCGCCAAGCCGUAGAAGGCUAGCUGCGUGCGGAGGCGCGUGGCUAGCUGGUUGAUCGGUUGGCUCAGGCUGGCUGGUUGGUUUGGCCAUGUCGCUUGUUGGUUGUAAAGGUCUGAAGUUUUGUAGAGGAGAAUAUUCGGCGAAAGGAAGAAAUGGGCACGGCGGCUUUCACAGUCAGGGUGGUUUACAGGCGUGUCUGUCUGCCCGUCGCUCACUUUGGUGAGACAUGAGACACUAACUGUACACACAGCUGGUCUGGUUGGAAGGGAGGACGUCGGGAUAAUACACAUUUAUGUGGUCCAAGGGCGCACGCUCCAAUGCUCCAUCUCGGCACGGGAGCAGUCCCCAGCACAACCUGCAUUGCGUCUGAACUUGAGGUUAUUUGCGCCGUGAGAUGUCUUGUGCCGUACCAGUCCUACGGCACCUUAGUAGGGGGGUUUGAGCACGUGAGGUCGUGCCUCGUGACUAGCCUGUGGGGCAGACGGCAUGCUGUUGGUCAUGGAGGAGAUGAGGAAAGGUCGGGUCGUGUGAUGCAUUCGUGCGGCCGUGCGGGGAGGAUGGGGGCUUACGGCUACCCGUGCUGCCCCAGUAGCAAGUACGGUGUCAGGCAUUAAUUUUGGCGAACGACAUUGAUUUGCGGCAUGAUGCCGGUACACGCAUCCCACGCUGUAACAUUCAUCACCUACCAGGGAUUGCUGGAUUACCACCUUGGCCUUGUGGGAACGUGUACCGUAUGGGGGGGAGUGGAUCAGGUUCGGGGGUUCUGAAGUAACUGACUGUACGAACGCGGGGUGGGCAUAGUGGCGCAGGUACCCGAUGGGUGUCGGUCAGAUGCCCAUGGAGACGCCCUGUGCCACAGUCAUGGCAGCAGCAGCACGCCGUGACCCAGGUCCCAGAGUGACGUAGAGCCAUGGCCCGUCACCCGUGGCCAGUCGCCCGCCCAGAAAGA